Molecule: messenger RNA, 1691 nt
Organism: Paecilomyces variotii
Lineage: Eukaryota; Fungi; Ascomycota; Eurotiomycetes; Eurotiales; Thermoascaceae
Exons: 1
Coding region: 121-1494 (457 amino acids)
Cellular component (GO): U5 snRNP
Molecular function (GO): protein binding
Source: RefSeq, a predicted model, not a curated record
CAACCGAACGACAAAGAAGCUUAAACAGAUUACUGACAGCCUACUGUGCUGAAGAGGAUAUCCUAUCUCUUAUCACAUAGGAAACCUGCCUCAUAUUUACUCUCUUGGCCACAUAACCCAAUGGCCGCCUCUCUCGGGCGCCCCAAGCGGGCGGGCGAGGACUUCUCCCGCACUCACGCACAUGACCCUGAGGAUCCAGACGUUCACAUCAACUCGAAAAAGCCGCGUUUCGAUCCCCGGAAUCCGUCCGCGCUUGCGCCUGACGAGCUGGAAGACGAUGCUGUUCUAGAUGCAGACGAGAUCGGCCAUCGCGGUCAGCAAGUGCGCCGCGGAGCUGUCAACAUUGAUGGAUACGAUUCAGAUAGUGAAAACGAGGGAUUCUCAGCGCGGAUUGAAGCAAAAGCCAAGCGCAGCAGAGCUAAGCAUGACGCAGAUGACGAUGACAUGUUCGCAGAGCUACAGGAGGAUUUUGGCGCGGAGGACAUCGAUGCGGACGAGGCGCUUCGGAAGAACAAGAAGAAUGUUCGAUUUCUGCGAGACGAUGAGAUCGAGGGCCAGGUCACAUCGUCAAAGGGAGGAGGCAGACUAAAUGUUGAUCUUAGGAAGGGUGCAGAUGCUGUCGAUGUGGAGGAGGUCAGUUCGGAAGAAAGCGACGUUCCAGACGAAGAGCGAGCGAAGCUCACCGAAGACAUGGACGAGGAACUUGGGGCUGGUGCUAAGAAGACGCAUGCGCCUCUCUUGGAUGCGUUCAACAUGCGCGCAGAGCAGGAAGAAGGUCGCUUUGAUGAACAAGGGAACUACGUGCGAAAAGCUGUCGACCCGGACGCAAUUUACGAUAACUGGCUAGAUGGGGUCUCCAAGAAGGAUAUCAGGAAGGCGAAGGAUGCUGCUGAGAAGCGAGAUGCAGAGCGCAAAGCGAGGGAGAGAGCAGAUGACAGUGUCUUGACGGCCGAUCUACUUCGAACACUCAUCACGAAUAUGCAACGAGGAGAGACGGUGCUAGAAGCUCUCGCGCGGCUAGGAAAGGGUGUCCAGAAGAAACCAAAGUGGCAGAAUAAAAACAAGAACAAGAACCGUUUGAAACGAAAUGGUGGAGCCUCUGAAGAUGUCGAAAUGUCAGAAGAAAACCCAGCAGAGGCGGCGCUGAAACAGACCAUUGAAGCUGUAACCGGUGCAGCAGACAUGCUGCUCACGCGAGGCCAGACCGAGAUCUACGAUGCGGAACGUGAGCUUCUGACCAGGCAAUUUCGACGAGAGACUGGAGAGGACUGGAUUGAUUCGUCAGAGCAACUGUCUGCGAAUGACGGAGCCCAGACAGGUCCGACGAUGUGGGAGUACCGCUGGUCGGACGCCCGCGAUGGCGGAGAACCGCAUGGGCCUUACGACACUGCUAUGAUGCGCUCGUGGAGCGAGGCCGGUUAUUUUGGACAAGAAGUCGAGUUCCGAAAAGCAGGUGACUCUGGCCCUUGGAGUCGUGUCGUUGAUUUCUCAUAGACAUUGAACCGCGUGUCCUGUAUGGACAUAUUUCUCCAUGCAAGUCAUGCUUGUAUACGUUCUUCAUGAACUUUUUCUUACUACUGUUCCAUUGAUAUCGUGGAGACCCUAAUUGCAUGUACGGUUGUUACUGUAUUCGGUUCUCCCGAACUAAUUGAUGUGUAUAUCAUGGGAAAUCUAAAAAACUGAAUCAAAUU